This is a messenger RNA of Hippocampus comes (tiger tail seahorse), 335 nucleotides long. Its product is annotated as kinesin-like protein KIF20A. Lineage: Eukaryota; Metazoa; Chordata; Actinopteri; Syngnathiformes; Syngnathidae. Gene Ontology annotation, molecular function: ATP binding; microtubule binding; plus-end-directed microtubule motor activity. Gene Ontology annotation, cellular component: spindle microtubule; mitotic spindle; nucleus. The record is from RefSeq and is a predicted model, not a curated record. Gene Ontology annotation, biological process: spindle elongation; mitotic spindle assembly; microtubule-based movement. The transcript is spliced from 3 exons. The annotation marks the transcript as partial.
AAGGAGGGAGCAGUCAGUUUGCUUUAUGGGUGGCAUUCUUUGAAAUCUACAACGAGUACGUCUACGAUCUCAUUCAACCGUCUUUUUGCUCCAAAUCCAAGAAACGUGCCGCUCUUCGUGUUUGUGAUGACGGCGCUGGCAACGCUUACGUUAAAGAUCUUCGAUGGAUCAACAUCCAGAGUUUGUCCGAAGCCGGCAAACUGCUGCAAUUUGGCAACAAAAACCGAAGUGCUGUAGCCACCAAGAUGAACCAGUCCUCCAGCAGAAGCCACAGCAUAUUUACCAUGAAACUGCUGAAGAUGGAUGGAAACAAAGCUCAAAGGAUGUCAGAGUAA